GCGAAUCGCGGCUGAAGAUGCACCACCAUGAACAGCGAUCGACAUGAUGUGUCCGUGAUCGUUGUGGUAGCCGCGCAGCCAGAGUCAAUCAUAGCUCAACCGUCGUCCGGUAGAGGUGUGUGCUUCAGGUGCGUUUCAGAAGAGCAGAUAACAAAAAAAUCCCAAAGUGUCUAACCGUGUGAAAGUUGUCCAUACUGGAAAAACCAGAUAAAGUGAAGCAUGUUUCCAGGUUUUUAGAACAUUAUGCAGAUAAGUGUUCCGAAUUAACAGCAAUUUGAUGAGGGUCAGUUGCAAUUAACAACAGAAAACAAAACAAAAAAUCGUGGAAGUGAAAACGGGCGAAUUUGUGUCACCAUCAGAGGGAAGUAGUAAAAAAAACCCGUGUCAGCCACUGUUGAAGAGAAGAAAAAGAGAAAAGUGAUUGCGGGCUCCAGCCAGACAGAAAGUGAAUAAAACUGUUUUGCGUGUGAAAGUAGCGUUCAUCGGAGUGGUUUCCAGCAUCAUCGCCACCGCGCAAAUAUACGAAACGGAAAAAAGUUCAUCAUUGGCCAGCGCAAGCGGACCGAAAGAAACCAUGUCUUCGAUGGAUCGAUUCUUGCGGUUCUUUAUCAAGUUUCAUGGCUAUGCCAUCGCCCUGUUGAGCAUCUUGUUCGCUCUAGUGAGUGUGCUCUUCACCAGAUUGAAUUACAACUAUCCGUUGGAGGAUUGGUAUAAUUUUCGCUUCUCCGGCAUUCCUAUGCUGAUAUUGGGAGCGGCUUGGAUUUUAGCCAGCAUAGUGCUUGUCGUUGGUGUGUUCAAGGAAUGCAGCACAUUGAUUUAUCCGUAUGCCAUUGUGUUCGUCCUGGAGCUGACGACACUGAUACUGCGUGAUGUGUAUCUGCUAAUGGCCGGUAAAGACUGGGAUGAGAUGGUUUUCGUCAACAUAAGCGUAGUGGUUUUACUCUUCAUCAUCCCGUACAUCGCACUAAGCCUUCUCGCCCUGCUCAAACUGAUCGAGGUGGAUCCAAUCAUUCCCAAAAGCCGUUCCGAUAACUUCGUGCGAUUUGACAACACUCAAACCAACACGGAAGCAUAGGAAGCAGUAGCGAUUGGAUGCAAUGGAAGCAAUAAUACUUAAACUUAAUAUACAUAUAUUAAAUGCAUGCAUGCAUGUUAUUAGUCCCACCCGGCAUUUUUUUUAUCUCAUUACGACGUCAGAAAUCGAACCAGCUUGCGGCAUCAUUACGCGACCAUCGAUCGCGCCCCGGGUUCAAUUACCACCCCGCGGGAUAAUAAGGUGCAACCCAUUGCAAGAGAGCCAGCCACCUGGUCGUAAGUGGUAAUUUCACCGUAAGUAAGUGGAUGUUUUAAUUGUUUAUUGUUAUUUGUAUGCAACGGUGCUGCCGUGUUUUUCCUCUUGGGCGAACUUUUCUUACCCAGAGCAGAGCGAAACCGGCCUGCCUCUGGGUGGGAAUCUAUCGACAAGAGCCCAUAACUGCUGCGCUUCUCUAGUAAUAAGAUGAUGAUGAACCGUUACUGAUUGUUUUUCUAUUAACACACAAUUUUAUUCACUCUCAAGCCCUACAUAUAAGCUUACGCCUGACUGACUCUAUUUGUUAAGUUUUAGAUGUAAACCAAUCGGUAUUUGCUUUGCAACACUCAUCGCUCGUAGCGAUGGGGAUGAAAUUUUACUGCCACAGGUUCGUAAUUAUGUAAGACAACUUGUAAUGACGGACAGUUUUAGUUUUAAUCAACGAUAAUCAAUUGUUAGUAAAGUUGAAGAAAAAAAUUGUGUUUUGUCGACUAACCUCGUCACUUUUGAUCUGUUCCGAAAGUCAUUUCUUUUUUUCCCUCGUAUAUUCACAACCUUGUCAAUCAUAUGAAGCUGGGUGAAUUUAGAGCAUGAGCAUCACGAUUGCAUUGAGCAAACGAGAUUAUG
This is a messenger RNA of Toxorhynchites rutilus septentrionalis, 1918 nucleotides long. RefSeq lists its product as uncharacterized. The coding region runs from base 575 to 1075 and encodes 166 amino acids. The transcript is spliced from 4 exons. Lineage: Eukaryota; Metazoa; Arthropoda; Insecta; Diptera; Culicidae. The record is from RefSeq and is a predicted model, not a curated record.